ACCGGAUGACGCUGUUGACGAACGUGGCCGGGAUGGCGAUGAGGAGCCAUUUCAUCAGCUGGAAGAUGAAGCUCCUGGGAUCCUUCUCCACUAUCGAUUUGACAAUCUUCCCGUCCAAGCUGGCCACGUAAAUGGACAGAAACGUCCUCGAUAUCAGCGCUACCGAAUGCAGGGAGAGCAACCCGAGCUCUUUGGACACGAGCUUGGGAAAGAGGAUUUUACCAAGUUCGAGGAUCUGCUUGAAGAAUUCCGCAUUUACCCCGGGGGACGGCUGCUUGUGACCCGCGGCACAUGUCUGUGUUUUCACCAAACAGGUGGAGCAGUUCUCCGCCUUCGAAACCCGGUGAUUGUUCCUGGGGUCUUUGUUUUUGCCGAGCUUCCUGUAGAGGAUGGGGUACAGUGUUUUGACGCCGUACGCGGCAGCCGCGAGAAACACGGCUCGCUUCGCCGCAGUCGUGCGGUCCCAUUUUACUUUGGACACCACAUCGAGGAUGUUGGACAUUUUGUCAAACGUUAGUCGUCCCUGCUGGCAAUCCUAGCACUACCCAUCCCCCAAACCCGACUCACCGUGUCGACAUAAAUAGAGAGACGGACUUCUGGUGGUUGGAUUGAUAUGAAGCGAGCCCGAUAAAUGUACCGCUACAUCCUGCUAUUUUUCUCCACCGUGGUCAAGCAAGACAGACUACACUAGGUGUACUUCCGGUUUGCACUUGUCAAAAUAAAACUCAAGGUCAACUCUCCUUAGAGCAGGUGGCAAUAUGAGCCGUGCAGUCAAAUGUGUGGUUUUAUUUUGUUAAGUUAACUUGCCUAACUUCCGGAGUUACUGUAGUUUUUUUAAACUGACGACUCGGCGGUUCUUAUUUCCGCCUCUGAUCAUUAGCCUUUUCUCAUUGGUCGCGCCCCCGGCACAGGACGACGAUUGGCUGCAUGAUGGACGUGACAAAGUAGUCUGUAAUCUACUGUAAUUUAUGAUAUAACAUAUGUCAUACAGUGAUUUUGUAUCCAGGAAAAAAUAUAUUGUUGGAAGCAACAUUGACUACUGAUAUCUUUUACACAAGUGGUUAAAAGACAUGAGCGUUAAGACCAUGGUUAAUACACAUUUAUGAACUUUUACAAUUGGCGCGUGAAAGGAUAGUGGUUGUUCCUCGCGCAUCUCUUUAUAUUUCCAGUACGAGCUUGUUACUAACUUACCUAGCAAAACCAUUAAGCUAACUAACCGCUAACGUUACCAAUGCUCUGUGAGGGAGUUGUUUUCACCACCCUGAAGUUUCCAUCACUGACAGUUACACUCGUUGGGGAUGAACUGGGUCGGGGGUUCGCGGAACCGGUUCGCGGUGAAGAAUGAUGCAAAGAAACAGAGGGAGUUCUUUGAAAAGAGAAAAAUGCAACAAAAGUUGAAAAACUUGGGAUUGGCUCUGCCAGCAUCCCCUCGAGGAACGAGCUCUGGUAGCAUGGACCUCGUGACUUUGUUCAUCGUCAACCAGAUCGCUGCUAAGAAGGAAAUUAAAGAUCCUCCAAAAGUGGCGGUUCUUGGCAGCUAUAAAGAAAGAUGUAAGCACAAGAGAAGUGGGCCCCUGGUGCUCCCGAUGAGCCCCUGCUCUCCAUCAAAGCUGACUCUUGUUGAGGGCCAGCCUCAGUUCAGCGCUCAAGGACAGAGAAAAAGAAAGCAUGUUAUUCCUCAAGGCUUCAAGUGCGGGCAGCUGUCACCAGUGCUGGAGUCGGCUUUCUCAGACAACAGCGCGUCUGACUACCUGCCUCCCACGACCGACCCCCUCAGCCCCUUCUCCUCCACCUCUUCAGCUUCGUCAGGCCAAGGCCAAAUCAAACUGGUCUCCUCAGGAAUAUUCCCCCCGCAGCAGAGGAGCCAGAAGCAGGCACCGCCACCCCCCCACUGCUCCAUUCCACCGUGGGACAGCGCAGUGCUGGGCCAGACCACGUUCCAGCCGUUCUCCCAGCCCAGAGGUAUGACGGACCCUAUCCCCUGGUCCUGUGGAUCAAACCCACCCCUCUACCACCUGAAGACCCCCACAGCGGCCAGAGUCCUGUUUAGAAGUCCCGAGCCACACAGGACAGAGGCCUGGGGCCAAACGAGACACGACGUUGCCUUCUCUCUCAACCAAUUAGAGGACACGGAGCUCACGCUGGAGUUCGCUCUCAACCAGUCAGACACCGAGCAGCAGUUUGAGGGGGACGUCUUCAGGGGCUUCAGCGCUGAAGCGUGUGAAAGAGCGUCUCAUUUUGGGAGAGGAACAUCAAAGAUAUAUCUCAAAGAGGAAACAGCAGCCGCAUCUUCAGCACCACAAACUGUCCCUGACUCACAGUGCAUGGAAGUGGAGGGUAGCGGCCACAUACAUCUCUCCAACUGCACCGACGGGAGCUUUUCAUGUCUCGAACGCGACGAUGGCCCCAUGAAUGGCUGUGAAUACUCGCCAAGCUACUCCUGUAGCGGAGGUUACCUCAGUUCAGACUCAAAUGAUGAUGAAGAAUGCUGUCUUCAGGCGGCCUCCUCACAUAUGGACCAGGCCUUUUGUGCCGAUAGCCUCCACUCAUACAUGGGCUCCCAGGGGAAUCCUAAACAAAGGCACAGCAAACCCAGGCCUCUCACCCCGCUCCUGAAUCCCAGAAGGAACACCGGAGAUGAUCAGGAAGUCAUGGAGAAUGCCGUGUUCCAAGUUCAAGCCUUCGGAGGUAACAGCCAACAGACGGGAAGCAACACUCCUCAGUUCGCACCUCCUCUGGCUCAGACUCAGAGGUCAGAGCUGUGCGCCUGCAUGAAAACAUCCAACGAAACCCGAGACGCGGGAACCCAAACUGUCGACAACCUCGAGAGGCAGGACGCCUUGACUCAGUGCGAAGUUGUUGCCAUAGAGGCCGCUGCGUUCAACUCCUGCCCGCCACCUGUUGACGUGUCAGUGCAGCAUCCGGCCACAGGGAGGCAAACUGACACCACUGCAGAGCCAAGCGCUGCACACCUUCAUCAGACCGGUGGAGGGGUGGAGAGAAGCACAAGAAGCAGUCCGGUUCCCUGUCAGGGAGCAGCUUUACAAACAAAUGCACCGAUGGCAGAGCGACCCUGCAGAGACACACGAACCCCUUUCUAGAUGCUCUGAGCAUGACCGACGGCAGAGGUACAACAGGAUAGGGAAAGACUGUGUCACUGCAUGUGUGAAUGAAGACUAUAGAUUCAUAUUUACAUACAAAUUCCUCUGAUAAAUACAGAACGGAACCGGGGUAGUUGGUUGACCGCGCAUGUUGUGUUGUUUCUGAUUAAGGAAAGGAGACUAGAGAGGGCAGAGAUGAGAGAGGGCAGCAGGAAAAUGGGCGUCUGACGAAAGGCCUCUCAAAGAAGCGAUGUAGGAGGUCACAUCCAGCACCAGGGCCUCCAACGGACUCCAAGAAGAGGCCGCCACACUUCAGGAAAUAGCUGACAUCUUGCUCCUGCUCAAACAGAGGAAGGAAGUAACCGAGUAAGGAAGUGAAUGGAAGAAAAUACGCAGGAACUGUUUCAUGCCUGUUCGGUGCAUGUUGUUUUGUUUUUGUUUAUAUUUAAUAGUUUGUUUUAAGCAUAUAAACCACAUGAAAUAUUCAAAGUGUUUGUUCAAAAAGUGUUGUGAAAGAGACCGUGUGAAAUAAAGCCCCGAAAGCGUGA
Molecule: messenger RNA, 3649 nt
Organism: Anarrhichthys ocellatus (wolf-eel)
Lineage: Eukaryota; Metazoa; Chordata; Actinopteri; Perciformes; Anarhichadidae
Gene: redic1
Product: regulator of DNA class I crossover intermediates 1
Exons: 14
Coding region: 1299-3101 (600 amino acids)
Source: RefSeq, a predicted model, not a curated record